Eriocheir sinensis (Chinese mitten crab) is the source of this 573-nucleotide messenger RNA. Its product is annotated as testis-specific gene A8 protein-like. The coding region runs from base 1 to 573 and encodes 190 amino acids. Lineage: Eukaryota; Metazoa; Arthropoda; Malacostraca; Decapoda; Varunidae. The record is from RefSeq and is a predicted model, not a curated record. The transcript has a single exon.
AUGCCAUCUGACAAACGUGACCGCCCUGUCAGCGACUCGGAAGUCUCCGACUCCGGGUCGCCCUUGGAUAAACAGCUCCGCCUUGAGUCUGAGAGCGAGUGCGAUGAGGUGACUCUUGCCCCGCUUCCCCCCUCGUCUGAUGAUGAGUGGGUGGUGGUGGAGGGGAGACGUCGACGCCGCUCUCGGCUGACUUCCGCUGCCGCCGCUGCUCGACCCUCUGCUUCGUCCACCGCUACCGCUGCUACCAUGACCGCCACCGCUGCUGCCACGCCCGCUUCUUCUGACUCCUCGGCUGCCUCCUUGUUCCACGGUGAGCGCCAGGCGCCCCCACACCGCGCCGCUACCUCUGCUGCCUCUGCCUCGCCCGGCACCGCUUCUAUCUCCAACGCCGCUCCUGCUGCUUCCCUCCCUGCCACGCCCGGCAUUGCUCCUCCAUCACACCCCGAGUCUGCUGCUUCCGGCCCUUCGACCCCCAAAGUCCUGGUUCCUCCGACGGCGGGGUUCGAUACGGCUCUCGACCUUGCCGAGGCCCUACAGGAGGAGCUUGGCACCCGCUUGCAGCUCCGUUUUUAG